Messenger RNA from Aureobasidium pullulans EXF-150, 2406 nucleotides. RefSeq names its product purine and uridine phosphorylase. NCBI's taxonomy places the organism in Eukaryota, Fungi, Ascomycota, Dothideomycetes, Dothideales, Saccotheciaceae. The annotation marks the transcript as partial. Gene Ontology annotation, molecular function: catalytic activity. The transcript is spliced from 3 exons. Gene Ontology annotation, biological process: nucleoside metabolic process. The record is from RefSeq and is a predicted model, not a curated record.
AUGUGCCCUGCGACACGAGCCGAAUUCGAGGUCGCAAUCAUCUGUGCCUUGCCGCUGGAAGCCAGUGCUGUCCUGGAUCUUUUCGAUGAGCAUUACGAUGACGAUGGCGAUAUCUAUGGCAGACAAGAGGGGGACUCAAAUGCAUACUCGACUGGACGAAUUGGUCAACAUGACAUUGUUCUAGCGCAUAUGCCGGGUAUGGGCAAGUCCAGCGCAGCCAGCGUGGCCUCCGGUCUUCGAUCGAGUUUCACAGGAGUCAAAAUCGCACUCAUCGUCGGUGUUUGUGGCGGUGUGCCCGUCUCGUCGCCAGAUGAGCCCAUCAUCCUUGGUGAUGUUAUCAUCAGCAAUUCAGUCAUCCAGUCCGACUUUGGCAGUCAAUAUCCGGGCCAUUUCGAAAGAAAGAGUACCGUCAAAGACACCCUUGGCCGACCGAACACAGACAUCAGGGCGCUUCUCAACAAGCUGGAGCAGGCAUCGGAAUCCAGCUGCGAUGCGCUUGGAUGCAACAGCCUUGCAAUUAUGGACAAUCCAGCUCGGCUCAAGCGUCUUGACGCGGAAAAUCCUCCUCCUCUGGUACAUAUCGGCAUCGUUGGUUCAGCAGAUACUGUCAUGAAGUCUGGUGAACAUCGCGACCACAUUGCUCAGAGAGACAACAUCAUCGCCUUCGAGAUGGAGGGCGCUGGUGUCUGGGACAAUCUACCAUGUGUCAUCAUCAAGGGCGUCUGCGAUUAUGCAGAUAGCCACAAGAACAAGCGGUGGCAAGGGUAUGCCGCUGCAACGGCCGCAUCAGCAGCAAAAUCAUUCCUCGACUACUGGACUCAAGCUGAUGUUGGAGCGCAAUCAGACUCGGCAACCACAGUCUCUGACAUGCGACAACUCAAGUUGGAUGCCCUCAACUUUGAGCAGCUGGAUGCGCGUCAUGCCACUAUCAAGAAGACACACACUGGAACAUGCAAGUGGCUGUUCAGCAAAUCUGAAUAUUUAGAUUGGCAAGAUGAACAAAAGCUCGAUGAGCACCACGGCUUUCUAUGGAUCAAAGGAAAACCCGGUGCCGGAAAAUCUGCAAUCAUGAAAUUUGCAUAUGCUGACGCGGAGGCGAAAGCGAAAGCAACAGACUCUGCGGUCAUUUCAUACUUCUUCAACGCCAGAGGUGAACAUUUAGAAAAGUCCACGUGUGGGAUGUACCGAUCUUUGUUGUUUCAGCUGCUCAACGAGGUGCCACGACUCCAAACGGUGCUUGACGCGAACAAGUCAAACCUGAAGGAUAUAAUCUUGAAUGUCGAAAGCCUACAAUCGCUAUUUCGCCAAGCCGUCGAAAGACUCGAUGACACGCACUUGACUUGCUUUGUCGAUGCGCUCGAUGAGUGCGAGAACAGCGAGGACCAAGUGCGAGAGAUGGUCAACUUCUUCGAGGAACUAGGAGAGCAUACUGUCGAAAACAGGAUCCGGUUCCUGGUGUGCUUCUCCAGCCGGCAUUACCCCCAUAUCACAAUCAACAAAAGUGUCGAAUUGAUACUGGAAGUCCAGCCGGGUCAUGUAGAAGAUAUUACAAAAUACAUUCAGUCAAAUCUCAAAGCUGGAAAGAGCGAACGUGUAGAGAAACUCAAGAUCGAAGUUCAAGAGAAAUCACAAGGUAUCUUCCUUUGGGUUGUACUGGUUGUGCCUAUGCUUCAAAAGGCAUGGAAUCGUGGCAAAGUGGAAACCCUCAAACAGUGUCUGCACGACAUCCCAGAAGAUCUCAACAAACUGUUCAAGGAUAUUUUGUGCAGGGAUACAGAAGACAUGGAAGGAUUAGUGCUCUGCUUGAAAUGGAUCUUAUAUGCAGGUCGGCCACUGCAACCUGAGGAGCUUCACUUCGCCAUCUUGUCUGGGACCAACCCCGAGUUGUUGACGCCUUGGGACUCCGUGGAUCUCACGUUAGGAGAUAUCAGCAGGUCCAUUCUAAGCUCAUCCAAAGGCCUUGCAGAACCUACGAAAACCAAAGUUCCAACAGUUCAAUUCAUCCAUGAAUCCGUGCGAGACUUCCUUCUCAAAGAGAAUGGACUUGCGCUGAUCCAGGACCAUAUCCACAACACUUCAGCGGGAUCUGCUCAUGAUCAUCUCAAGCAAUGUUGUCAAAACUACAUAAACAUUGCCGCCAUUGGCCAGAGCGAAGAAUCUCAGAGUGAGGAUAUAGCAAGGUUUCCAUUUCUCGAGUAUUCCAUUCGGCACAUUUUCAAACAUGCUGAGCUUGCAGCCAGUCACAUGGUAUCGCAAGAAACGUUCCUGACAAAUUUCGCUAUCGAUUCAUGGAUCAUCCUUCAUGACAUUGUCGAGAAACACAAGAUACGUCGCUACGGUCCUCAGACGAGCUUACUCUACGUUCUGGUAGAGCAAAGUACACUGCAUCUAUGCCAAACUGAGAUC